Molecule: messenger RNA, 1233 nt
Organism: Mollisia scopiformis
Lineage: Eukaryota; Fungi; Ascomycota; Leotiomycetes; Helotiales; Mollisiaceae
Product: glycoside hydrolase
Exons: 6
Coding region: 1-1233 (410 amino acids)
Biological process (GO): carbohydrate metabolic process
Molecular function (GO): hydrolase activity, hydrolyzing O-glycosyl compounds
Source: RefSeq, a predicted model, not a curated record
AUGCAAUAUCAGAGAGUUCCGAGGCAGACUUAUCUGGUGAUCAUCCUCGUCAUACUCUGGGUAGUGGGAUGGAGUAGUUGGAACGGAUUUGGUCCGAACAUCAACGAAACCCUAUUGCGAGACACCAUUGAUACGAUAGCCUCAAAUGGAUUGAAGGAAGCCGGAUUCGUCUUUGUAAAUCUGGAUGAUGGCUGGCAGCGCUACCCAGGAAACCGCCUAGACAACCCGCUCGAAGCAGAUCCUGUCAAAUUUCCUAGCGGCAUUAAGGCUCUUGCUGACUAUGCGCAUUCGAAAGGCCUUAAGCUGGGCAUUUAUUCUGGUCCAGGUCAAACGACCUGUGCCGGAUAUACCGGUUCCCAGGGCCACGAAGAGGAGGACGCCAGAAUGUUCGCAUCGUGGGGUAUCGAUCAUCUGAAGUACGAUUCUUGUUGUGCCUACCAGUUCGCCCCGAAAUCGGUCGUCCAACAAGUCGUUCUUACGAUGUCCCAAUCGCUUCUAGCAAGUGGUCGUCCAAUAGUUUUCCAUGCGUGCCAUUGUGGCUGGGCAGAUUCAUGGGAAUGGGCAGCACAGUACGGUGCCAAUCAGUGGCGAAUAGGUCAAGAUAUUUCAGAUGACUUCGAUUACCCUGGCAAUAGGAUGAAGUACUUCUUCGAUGUCUUAGAUCUGCUUGACCGUGGCAACAGCCUUGCUCAGUUUGCUGGUCCGGGACACUGGAAUGAUUAUGAUAUGCUUAUCAUUGGACUCAAUGGCAAAAGUCAACAUGUUGGGGCAGGCUGCUCAAAUGUCGAAUACAGAACUCACUUCAGCAUGUGGGCGAUGGUGGCGUCUCCACUUCUCAUCGGUUCCGAUGUCCGAACACUAAAUGCUGAUUCCAUGGAGACUCUCACCAAUCCGGAAAUCAUAGCCAUUUCGCAAGAUCCUCUCGGGCAAGCAGCAGUCACUGUCGGUGUCGGGGACCAGGAUGGAGGAAACUUGCAAGUCUAUGCUAAACAGAUGGAGGAUGGGAGCUAUGCGGUUGCUCUAUUGAACAGAGGAGGUGUUACUGCGGAUAUGAGUAUUAGUGUGGAGAGGGAUUUAACUGAGGCGUGGGAUCAGUAUACUGUGAGGGAUGUUUGGAAGCAUGAAACCACCGGGCCCUAUGACAAACCAUAUAUGGUAGAGGUCAUUGGUCACGAGGCAAAGAUUCUACGUCUGUACCAGGUCAUUCCAAAUGCUACAAUGCCGCUUCCUUGA